AUGCGUUUGCUACUUGAUGAUGAAGCAAAAGGCACAGUUCAGGUGGCUACUGAGUCGCAGUUCGGGGUGUGCAUCUCCAAAGCUGAGGUUGGCUAUACUGAGAAUGUGGAAGCACUACUGGAGUCAUUGGAUAGCCCGUUGAAUAUUGUGCACACGGUGAACCCCAAAGAAGUGGCCCAGCACUUCGAAAGCUGGCUGCAAUCUCUGAAAAAGGAGGUGAGUUCGCUGGAGCAUGCAGUCGAUCGGGUGCAAUGCCAUGAUCCGGAAGUCCGACGGGAUGUUGAAUCUGGAAAGGGUCAAGUGCUGCCAAUGAAGGUAGUAUACACCGUGAAACCACCAGACCCUCCACCUGAAGGUGAAGAACACAGUGUUUGGUUUAAGCGAAAAUCCCGAAUCGUCAUAUGCGGCAACUUUGCAGCCCACCAAGCCGGCGAGGUGUACACCAACACGGCACCAGCAGAAGUAGUCAGAGCGGCUAUUGCAUUGGCCCGUUUCUUCAACUGGGACUUGGGCAUGAUCGAUGUGGUAGCAGCUUUCUUGCAAACUCCACUCAAGGCUUUGGCAGGGGCACCACUUGUGUAUGGCAUCCCGCCCAAGGCGCUAAUCAAAGCUGGCUUGUGUAAGCCUGAUGAGCUGUGGAGGCUGACCCACGCGGUGUACGGUCUACAGGAAUCACCCAAACUUUGGGGAUCGUACAGAGACUUGAGGUUGGCACAGAUCCAACUGAUCUUCGAGGGCAAGAGGGUCACUUUGCUACAGGGCACGGUGGAGCCAUCGUGGUGGUCAGUGCUGCAAGAGGGGUCGUUGCUCAUCGGCAUCAUUGUAGUGUACGUCGACGAUUUGUUGAUUUGCGGUUACGCUUUGUCGCAGAAGUCCUACAUAGAGGAGCUGAUACGGCUACAUGGUAUUUCGCCGAACCGCAAGGACGUGAUCCCUCUCUCCAAGGACUUGGCCGUGUUUGCAGUCAGCGAGGAGGAGGGUGAAUACACGCAAGAAGAACUAAGGUCUGCGCAGCAGUGGGCGGGAGAAUUGCUGUGGAUCUCGCAGCGAACCCGUCCAGAUGUGGCUUUCACUGCAUCCUUGGUAGGAUCUUUGGCAACAAGAGCGCCUAGGAGAGCCGUGCAAAUUGGAGAAAAGGUUCUGGCGUUCUUGCAGAGAACCAUAGACCUGUCUUUGAUCUAUGAGGGAGAUGGAUCGGGCUUGACAGCCUAUUGUGAUGCGAGCUUUGCCCCGGAAGGGGGACGGAGCCAUACUGGAUGGCUUGUGCAAUUGAAUGGUUGUACAAUCUCAUGGCGCUCAAGCAGGCAGACAACAGUGACGUUGAGCACCGCAGAGUCUGAGUUGAUGGCAAUGUCGGAGGCCAUUUUCGCGCUGCAGAGCGUUGAUUCAAUGCUUCAGGAUGUGAGAGCCCCUGACAAGCCACACCAGUUGUUCUCAGAUUCCACCUCGGCACUUGCAAUCGCAAAUGGGUCAGGGAGCUGGAGAACAAGGCACCUUAGGCUUCGCAGUGCAUGGGUCUUAGAGCUGAUCAACGGGAAUAUGAUUGUGGGGCAGCAUCGCAAUGGGGAAUUUCAGCCUGCUGAUUUGCUGACUAAAGCUUUGGCUUCCCAAAGGAUUCGCUCUUUGAGUCGCUUGAUCAACUUGCGAGGUCCGCAUGAUGAAGGAGAAGAUCCAGAGCCGAAGCCAACAGCAGCAAGCGGCAGCAGCAGUGCAGUAGCCCCUAAUAAAAUUCCCAAGGGUCUCAUAGCUCUUCUGGUACUGUCGCAAGCUGUACUUGGAGAGGCCUAUAGCUGGGAUGAGGAAGAGGCUUUGGUUGUCAGGACAGGGUUGGCAGUCGACUAUGGCAUGGUGACGUGGGCUUUGCUUUGGAUCGCAGUGAUUUUGUUUCUGUUAGCAUGGGAGCUGCUGAAGUGGCUGAUGUGGCUAGCUUACGAUAGGGCCACGCCUGGCGCAAGUUCUCGACGAGUGCGCAGGCUCCAAAAGCUAAGGGAUGCGACUACAUCUGCGAUUCAAAGGGAGCUGGAGGUUCGCGUUGGACGGCGAGCAGAACAGAGCGAGUGA
Molecule: messenger RNA, 2061 nt
Organism: Symbiodinium sp. CCMP2592
Lineage: Eukaryota; Dinophyceae; Suessiales; Symbiodiniaceae
Source: the annotation of a GenBank genome assembly